Volvox carteri f. nagariensis is the source of this 579-nucleotide messenger RNA. RefSeq lists its product as uncharacterized. The record is from RefSeq and is a predicted model, not a curated record. The coding region runs from base 1 to 579 and encodes 192 amino acids. The transcript has 2 exons. NCBI's taxonomy places the organism in Eukaryota, Viridiplantae, Chlorophyta, Chlorophyceae, Chlamydomonadales, Volvocaceae.
AUGGUGGACCGACAUAAGAACCUGCUGGUUGCAGGUGCGGCUGAGGGAUGGCUCCUAAGUGGCCAGGUGACAACCCUGCCGGGCUCCACACCGCCAACCGGCUCGUGGACUGGGCUGUCCUAUGAUGAUGAUGCUGAUGUGCUGUUUGCCACGACGGCCAGUGCGAUCUGCCGCAUUGAUGUGAUCACCUUGACUACAACUGCUGCCUCGGCGCAUGUGUCUGGCGCCAACGGAGAAGAGCGUACCACCCCAAUGAGCACAGCUGCCGGUGAGCUUAAAGCGAAUGUGAACCUUGUAGCUGGCGACUGGCAGGCGACCGGCAACACGGAUGGUCCCGGAACUAGAGCACGCUUUACCCGCAUCACUGCCAUCCUGGCUGGCGUACAUCGGCAGCUGUACAUACUAGAUUAUGACAAGUUCCGCAUCAUGAGUGCUCGUGGCUACGUCAGCACGGCACUUACCGGGCUCCCAACAGACCAGUGCUCUAUUGCUGCCUUGCCCAGUGGCGAGCUGGCUGUGGGCGCUAAGAGCUCCACCGUGACGGCCACUUGCUGCUGCCGCCGCGUCCACAGCGCCUAG